Molecule: messenger RNA, 2293 nt
Organism: Exophiala oligosperma
Lineage: Eukaryota; Fungi; Ascomycota; Eurotiomycetes; Chaetothyriales; Herpotrichiellaceae
Exons: 2
Coding region: 94-1428 (444 amino acids)
Biological process (GO): clathrin-dependent endocytosis; intracellular protein transport
Cellular component (GO): cytoplasmic vesicle; AP-2 adaptor complex
Molecular function (GO): clathrin-cargo adaptor activity
Source: RefSeq, a predicted model, not a curated record
AUUCAACUUUCUAGAUCUCGUAUUACUCCGUACGUACCUGCGUUGAUAGAUACUCACUUGUGAAGUGCAGCCAUCAAGGCUGCUGAGGCCAAUAUGCUCAGUGGCAUUCUGAUCUUUAAUCAGAAGGGCGAGAACCUCAUCUUUCGAGCCUUUCGUCCAGAUUGCCGUCCACGGCUCGCAGACAUCUUCCGCAUCCAAGUCAUCUCCAAUGCCCAAGUGAGAUCGCCCAUUCUCACCCUGGGUUCAACGACCUUCAGCCACGUCAAGCACGAAAACAUCUAUCUUGUGGCAGUCACAAAGAGUAAUGCCAAUGCCGCCAUUGUCUUCGAAUUCCUUUACAAAUUUAUCGGGCUGGGAAAGCAAUACUUUGGAAAGUUCGACGAGGAGGCUGUCAAGAACAACUUUGUUUUGAUCUAUGAGCUGCUUGAUGAGAUUCUAGACUUUGGCUACCCUCAAAACAGUGACAUCGAUGUUCUCAAGAUGUACAUCACCCCAGACAACAUAUCCUCUGCCAUUCGUUCAGUGUCCGCACCCUCGAGUGACACUUCUCGGAUCACAAUGCAGGCCACAGGAGCCCAAUCUUGGAGAAGAGGCGAUAUCAAAUACCGAAAGAAUGAGGCGUUUGUGGAUGUCAUCGAAGACGUGAAUUUGCUUAUGAGCGCGACUGGCACUGUCUUGAGGGCAGAUGUCACUGGUCAGAUCGUCAUGAGGGCAUACUUGACCGGUACGCCAGAGUGCAAGUUUGGAUUGAAUGACCAGCUUGUUGUUGGACAAAUCGCCCACGGUCUGGACGGUCCGAUCGGGAAUCAAGAAGGGAAGCGAAAGACCACGAGAGCAGCCGCCGGCUCCGUCACCUUGGAGGACUGCCAGUUCCACCAGUGUGUACAGUUGGGGAAAUUCGAGACUGACCGAACCAUCUCCUUUGUACCACCGGAUGGAGAAUUCGAGCUCAUGAAGUAUCGAGCUGUUGAGAACGUCAACCUUCCCUUCAAAGUACAUGCUAUUGUGCGUGAAGUUGGCACCACCAAAGUCGAGUACAGCAUUGCUGUGAAAGCGAACUAUGGAAGCAAGCUGUUUGCGACGAACGUGGUGGUCAGAAUACCUACGCCCUUGAACACUGCCAGCAUCACCGAGCGAACUACCCAAGGUAAGGCGAAGUACGAGCCAGAAAACAAUUGCAUUGUGUGGAAAAUUGCUCGAUUUACUGGUGGCAGCGAGUUCGUCCUCAGCGCCGAGGCACACCUGACCAGUAUGACGAAUCAAAAGGCAUGGUCACGCCCACCGCUGAGCAUGACCUUUUCACUGCUCAUGUUCACUAGCUCGGGUUUGUUGGUUCGAUAUCUGAAGGUGUUUGAAAAAAGCAACUACAGCAGUGUGAAAUGGGUCCGAUAUAUGACCAAGGCUGGAAGUUACGAGAUACGAUUUUGACGAGUUAUGGUCAGGCUGCUCAUAUGGAAGAUUUUGGCAUCAUACAAGUACGCGAGCUAUCCUCAACUCUUCUUUGACACAAAGGCAUCAGCAGCCGAAUGGCCAAGACGGCACCGUGCAGGGAGCAUAUUUUUGUGAGACGCCCGUUUAUUUGCGUUUGGCCUACAUGGUCGCAAAAACGGCACCACCCGAUGAAGGGCCGAUAGCCACUCAAACCCAAGUAUGCAUCCAAAAGGACCUCCGCAAUGCGGUAGGCAUCGACGAGGCCGUCCAUGCAGCCAAUUGCACAUACAUCAAUUCUCCAGCAUUUCCUCACAAUCUGAUUUACGUUUUAUGUGUCUGAUGGCAGCAGAUGUGUCAGAUUGGCUCCAGGCCACGUGUAUGCAGCAUCACAUGGAAUGGGUUGAGGAAGGAUGUGAGAAGAUCAAAAGCAUGAUUGGCAUGCAUCAGAGAUAUCUAUGAAAGCCGAGCUCGCUGGAGCUAGCCAAAAUCGAAUGUAUUCAUACAAAUGACGAAGUAUGGUAAGCAAGGUGCUACCAAGAUGCAAUAUCCAAAUCUGUUCUGGAGAUCCUGCGUCCUCUCCUGAGGCCGACAUUGCCUUCUCCUACGAGGAGACUCCAUCGCCUGCCCAGGCUAUCCUUGUCUUUCCCCAGUUUCCUUGCACACUCGUUCCAGUCGCGUUUGGAGAGUUUGAGUUUUUCGAGCACCGUCUCGACGAGCAAUCUGUCGUCGUCAAUGGUCCAAUCCGGAUCGUCUAUUGAAGGUGAUGACCCAUACGCGGAAUCACGGUCUGAAUUGUUAUUGCUUGCGAAUGGACUGAUGAUGGGCAUAUCAAGGUCGGGUUCCACGGUCUCCUCGGGCGGUG